Sciurus carolinensis (gray squirrel) is the source of this 429-nucleotide messenger RNA. RefSeq names its product myomesin-2-like. The record is from RefSeq and is a predicted model, not a curated record. The coding region runs from base 1 to 429 and encodes 142 amino acids. The transcript has 4 exons. Gene Ontology annotation, molecular function: protein binding. NCBI's taxonomy places the organism in Eukaryota, Metazoa, Chordata, Mammalia, Rodentia, Sciuridae.
AUGCAGUGGGACAGGUUGAAGCACGAGGAGUUUCUGCAGGGCUACUACGUGGACUACUGUGUGGCAGGGACUAACCUGUGGAAGCCGUGCAACCACAAGUCCAUCGAAUACAAUAGGUUCAUGGUGCACGGCCUGACCAUGGGUGAGCAGUACCUCUUCUGCAUCACAGCUGUCAAUGCAGUGGGCAUGAGGGAGAACUCCCAGGAAUCCGAGGUCAUCAAGGUCCAGGCGGCCCUCACCAUCCUGUCCCAUCCAUAUGGGAUCAUACUUCUGAACUGUGAUGGCCACACCAUGACCCUGGACUGGAAUGUGCCCAAGUUCAGCGGUGGUUCAGCCAUCUUGGGUUAUUUCAUGGACAAGCACAAAGCUCACCACAAGAACUGGCAGCAGAGGAUCUUAACGAAUCCAGGCAAAGCAGCAGCCAAGUGA